Molecule: messenger RNA, 5313 nt
Organism: Cavia porcellus (domestic guinea pig)
Lineage: Eukaryota; Metazoa; Chordata; Mammalia; Rodentia; Caviidae
Gene: Arl5a
Product: ADP ribosylation factor like GTPase 5A
Exons: 7
Coding region: 423-1001 (192 amino acids)
Biological process (GO): protein localization to Golgi membrane; vesicle-mediated transport; intracellular protein transport
Cellular component (GO): cytoplasm; trans-Golgi network
Molecular function (GO): GTP binding; GTPase activity
Source: RefSeq, a predicted model, not a curated record
UGGUCGCCGCCAACGCAGUGAGGAACUAGGGGAGGACGGUGGCCCGCGCGGUUCGUCGCAGACAACGCGGCGGCGAUGUCCGCGAGCCAGGCGAGUGCCGCGGUGGCUGCGGCGGGGCCUCGCGCGCGGCAGGGCGGCCUGGGCUUUGGCCUCCCUCCGGUUCCUUGGAAGUGGGCAGGCAGCCAGCGCGGGAGCGAUAGCUGCAGAGGCGGAGGUGCCGGCGCGUCCUUCUCCCCCUCAGCCUGAGCCAGGGGAGGCCUGGCGGUCCGGGUGGCUGGAAGGGCUUCGCUGCCCGAGAAUGGGAAUUCUCUUCACCAGGAUAUGGAGACUGUUCAAUCACCAGGAUCCCCCAGAGUGGCACGGCUUGGUCUCUCUUCGACUCCUUUCUUCGGUCAGCAGUUGGAUUUGGACAUCAAAGAGAAAUGCUGGCGUUUUCUGGGAAAAAAGGUGUAGUUUUUGGCCUUUGCCGCACCACUGAGCGACGAAGAGGUGCAGAAUGCGGAAAACAACACAAAGUUAUCAUUGUUGGGUUGGACAAUGCAGGGAAAACUACCAUCCUUUACCAGUUCUCCAUGAAUGAAGUUGUGCAUACAUCCCCUACAAUAGGAAGUAAUGUAGAAGAGAUAGUGAUUAAUAAUACGUGUUUCCUGAUGUGGGAUAUUGGUGGCCAAGAAUCUCUUCGCUCUUCCUGGAACACUUACUAUACUAAUACAGAGUUUGUAAUAGUUGUUGUGGACAGUACAGACAGAGAGAGGAUUUCUGUAACUAGAGAAGAACUCUACAAAAUGUUAGCUCAUGAGGACCUAAGGAAAGCUGGACUGCUGAUUUUUGCUAAUAAACAAGAUGUUAAAGAAUGCAUGACUGUAGCAGAAAUCUCCCAGUUCUUGAAGCUCACUUCUAUUAAAGAUCAUCAGUGGCAUAUCCAAGCAUGCUGUGCUCUUACUGGUGAAGGAUUAUGCCAAGGGCUUGAAUGGAUGAUGUCACGACUUAAAAUUAGAUGAUCUCUGCUGAUCUCUUCUCAUGGAUUUUACCUGAAAGCUGCAAAAAUUAAUGGUUUAGAUAUAUUUAUAAUAAACUGAUUUAAACUUUUUCUAAAGAAAAAUUGAGACCACUUCUUUGAAAACAAGAAUGAAGUUUCACCUUCCAAUUUGCUUUCUCAUUAGUUCCUUCCAAAGUAUAUAUUAAAGCUGUGAUUGAUAUUUUUCUCAUAAUGAAUCCUCUCAGGACAUUUUAGAGCCUGUGGUAAGUACAAAGGGAGAGGAAGACAUUUUGAACUUUGAAAGAGCUUUAUUGUCAGUAUAACCCUCCCUAGUUGAAUGUUGUUCUCUUGUUCCAUUAAGUCAAAAUACAAAUCAGCACAUACUGUUUCCAAUAUUUUGAAAUGUAAUGUUACUUACAAAAAGUAUUUUGCUUAAGUCUGUGUAUGUAUUGUGUAUAUACCUCAAGUUCAAGUUAAUGGCUUUGAUUCAUGUUCUAAGAAAAGCAAAUAACAAAAAUUAAUAUCCUUAGUGAUUACCAUAUUGAGAUAUUUACUGGCACUGGUGUUAAAGUGCUACUUUGUACUUUUCCCCUAUGUUAUCUGUAUUGUAUUAACCAACCCCUCAAAUCAUUGAGCUGCUCUUCAGGAAAAAAAAAUGAAAAAGUUUAACAUGGUAUUUACCUAUUUUUUGUUGCUCAGUAGCACACAUGGAAACCAACUCAGUGGACUGUCAGAUUUUUGGCUUGGUAUUACUAACAGACAGAUUGCACAAUGAACAUUUACCACAUUCUUUUGUUGAUUUUAUGCCAUUUAAAUUUGCUGAAUACUUUGUUAAUCCAUUAAUCAGUUGAUCAUACAUUGUGAUUAAAACUAUCCAGUGAUUUCUUAAUGAAAACUAUUGUGUGAAGCAUGUCUUUCCAGAGAAAUAACAUUAUAAAAGUAUUACUAAACAAUUUAAAGUCUUAAAGUUUUAAAUUAUAUGUCAAGCAAUGAAAGUGAAUUUGAGAGUGUAAGGCAUGCCUUCCAAGUACCAUUGGGAAGUAACAUCUCAGUUUGCAGAGUGCUUUAUUUUAGGAGUGGAGAUGGUUUGAGAUUUUGUUUCUGUAAGUUUUUCUAUAUAUCUUCUUCCGCCACAUAGAUGCAUUGUUUCACAAUUAUAAUGUGUAAUUUUGUAAGGCUUUUGUGAAUUUGAGAAAUUGAUUGACAUGGUAUGUUAUUUAUACUAAGUGAUAAUUUGACCCAAGACACCUUUAAUAAUUUGCAUAGGAUUUUUCCGGUUUGUCUUUUACUAUCUUAAAGGUAUUCUCCCAUAAUUAUCAACAAAAUUAACCUGUGUUAAAAGAUAUUUUUGGGUACUCUAUUCAUGGAUUUUUCAUGCACUAAAAUUUUGAAAAUUAAUUCAAAAGGGCGUGUUACGGAAUAUUCAAGGAAAGAAAUAACUACUUUUGACACCAGCUUUCUAAAUUUCAGUGAAAUGUUUUAAUAAGGAAUGAUAGUACAUGCAAAGAGAGCAUUAAUGAAACUUUGAAAAUUUCUUUCUAUAAAAUAUAAAUUACUCUAUCUAAAUCCAAAUUAGACAUGACAGAUCAAUAUUAACAUUGAAGUUUUGUGUUUUACAUUCAUUUUAAUGUUCAAAUUCAGAUAAAACAUUUAAUAUUUGUCAACAUACUUUUACAGAAGUAAAUCUUUAAGUACUAUGCUUUGUUCAUAUGUUCUUGUAUUUUUUCACAUCACUGUAAGACAUAACUUGUGUAUUAAAAACCAAAUCUAUUUUGUAAUUUCUUCAGAGACAAAUACUCUGUAAAGUAGCCCUGAAAAUCUAUACAUUUUAUUGUUUUUAUGUUUUAAUUUGAAUAAUAACAUGUUUAGUGUUCUGGAUUGUUACCACAUCAGUAGCAAUUAAUUGCUAUUCAGUGUUGUACCAGCACAUUCCUUUGUUACUAGGUGUUGUCUGUAGUGUAUUCUCUUACUGGAUAUUUAAAGCAUGUACUACAUUGUUAUAGUUGGUUUAAUAUAGUUGACUAUUGACACAUCAUGAGAAUGCAUGAAAUCUUAUACUACAUUUACAAAACAUGAUUUUUUGGUUGUUUUCUACCCUUCUAGGCUAUGCAUCAAAAGUAAGAUGGUAGCUGUGUACUUGUACAUAAAACCAAGAUUACAGCUAGGGAAAAACAACAUAAGUUCAUGUAGGAAAAUACCAAAAUUAUUUUAACAGUAUUGUUUCCAAGUAAAAUACAGAGCUUAAUGAACAGUCACAUAAACAGUUUAUAUGUAAUUUAUGUGGAAUUAAAGCAAAGGAAAGUGCUUUGGGGUUUUUAAUAUACUUCUUUUGGGUCUCAUUUACCAUCAUUGUGCUCAGCUUUGAAAAUAAUAAAAGUUCAUACUUCCGUAUAUGUGGCUGGAUUUAAAUAUCCUAUUUUGAUACUAAUUUUGAGAGUCAUAUAACUUCUCUUAAUAAUUUGGUAAAAAUGAUCAUAUGCUAAAGCACUUGAAUAUACUUAAUUUUACCCCAGUAGCAUUUAUAAAGUAGAUCUUUUACAGUGUAUUGAUGGUUUUGUUUGAAAUUUUUAUUUAGUUUUAUCUUUGCAGCACAUCUUGGCCUUCAUGAUGGGGAAAAAAUGCAGGGAAGGUGAAGGAGUUGGGGCAGCAGGGCUUGGAUAUUCAUUUUCUUAUAUAACAUUUUGCCUUAAGUAUAAAAACAUACUUUAGCACUCGUGGUUGGCAAUUUUUAAUGUAGGUGGUAAAUGUGAUUUUUAGAGGUGUGGCAUAAAAUAAAGGGAAGAAAAGCUAUUUUCUGGCCUUUUAAAAGUGUGUACUAAGUAGUUAGAGAAAAUCACAAGACAAGUGUGGAGCGUUUAAGGAAAGCUAUGAGGUCCCUGAGAUCUUUACCUUUUAUUUGAGUGUGUAAUAUUAAGAUGCCUUAGAAAUGGGACUCUAAUAUCCCCGCUCUACAGGCACUUUACAAUUUUUGCUUUAACUAUAGCAACCACGUACAGUAUAGACAACCUCAUAAUCUGUUUAUAUUAGUGCAAAUAGGAAAACUGUAGACAGCUUUCUAGCUUUCUCUCCAGGCAUUUUUUUAGAAUGUGUGUGUGUGCUGUUUUACUUUGUAUAUAAGGGAUUGCGCACAUAGACUGCCUGAGAACUUUGGGGGUCUUUUGUCAACUUCCCAUUUGUAUCCUGGCAUCAGUCCCAUUUUCAAGGCUGGGUAAAAACAAGUUUCUUUAAAUGACUUGAGUUUGGCCUCUUCUACUCUUGAAAUUUUAGAGCUUCUUGCUUCAGGAUCCUUUCACAUGGCUAAGCUAUCCUUGUUCCCCCACUAUGUUUAUUCACCAUUAGUGAACUCACACUUUCUCUGUCCAGAAGAUAGGCUAAACUUACUCUUCAACCAUUAGUUUCUGCGUAGCUUCUCUAGUUACUAACUGCACCCAUCACUAACUUGAUGCACUGAUUGGGACUUAGUUCAUCAGAGGGAAUUGCCAGAAGACUAGAUUGUGGUAUAUACAGUGUACAGCUGCCGGUAGUUGAAUCCUAUAAAUGAAUACUGCGUAUAACAUUUUAAAGCUUCUUAGUUUUAACAUCAUAUUCUGAGAAGUAGGUUGAGGAUAAGAGAAAUAAUCUAAAAUCUCACAGACACUUGUGCUGUAUGCUAAUUAGUCCUAAAAUUUAAGUUAUGUGUAUUAUCAUCCGUUUACCAUAAAUAGUUGGAAAUAGCAGUUCAGUCAGUUAAAUUUGGAAAAAUAUGCCAAGUGGAAUCUGUGUAGUUUGUAACCUAAAGACUUCAUUAAUCUGUUGCCAUAUUCCAUUUUCCUCAUAUUUACUGAAAGAACAAGUCAGCAUUAGAUGUCUAAAGGAAUUAGUAAUAAAAAGCCUAUUUUUACAAAAAGCCUAUUGAAAGGGGUUUUAAAAGAUACAAUCAACUUCAUGCAUUGACUGUGUAGAUGAAAAUACAUUACAGAAUGUCUCUGAAGCUCCACUUACACGUCACUAAAACUAUAUCAAAGAUACAUAAUAAUUUUGAGACCAUGACAAUGGAGUAAUUGGAAGCUAGAAUUUAGCACUUUGAAUACAGAAACGUGACUUCAGUUUAACCUUAGAAUGGUGUGGUGGGAAUGGAAAGAAAUGUAACAGCAAUGCUUACAUAGUAUUUCUUAAAAUUGUCUGGCCUUUGCAUAUUGUUCUAAAAACUAAAGCUUAAAUUUUUAUGUUACUGCCUGCUAGAUAUGCUAUUCUUUUGGUAGAAAAUUCCCAUAGUCUGUAUUCAAGAAGUGCCUGAAAUUGAUUUGUGUUGAUUUUUAAGUCCAUCUAAUAAAUUAUAUAUGUUUUCUAUUGUA